AUGAAGCUGAACAUUUCGCAUCCUGCGAACGGCUCGCAGAAGCUGAUCGAGGUGGAGGAUGAGCGGAAGCUGAGGCACUUCUUCGAGUAUAUGGGCGCUGAGGUCCCGGCCGACCCCCUUGGCGAUGAGUGGAAGGGCUACAUCGUCCGCAUCACGGGCGGCAACGACAAACAGGGUUUCCCGAUGAAGCAGGGUGUUAUUGCCCCCAACCGUGUCCGCCUUCUCCUCGCCGACGGCCACUCCUGCUACCGCCCCCGCCGUACCGGUGAGCGCAAGCGCAAGUCCGUCCGCGGUUGCAUCGUUGGCGCCGACCUCUCCGUCCUCGCUCUCGCCAUUGUCAAGCAGGGCGAGCAGGACAUCCCCGGCCUGACCGACACUGUUCACCCCAAGCGCCUCGGCCCCAAGCGCGCCACCAAGAUCCGUCGGUUCUUCGGCCUCAGCAAGGAUGACGAUGUCCGCAAGUACGUCAUUCGGCGUGAGGUCCAGCCCAAGGGCGAGGGCAAGAAGGCCUACACCAAGGCUCCUCGCAUCCAGCGCCUGGUCACCCCCCAGCGCCUGCAGCACAAGCGCCACCGCAUUGCGCUCAAGCGCCGCCAGACCGAGAAGGUCAAGGAUGAGGCGAACGAGUAUGCCCAGGUCCUCGCCAAGCGUGUCGCUGAGGCCAAGGCCACCAAGGCCGAUCUCCGCAAGCGGAGGGCCAGCUCUAUGCGCAAGUAA
Messenger RNA from Chaetomium globosum CBS 148.51, 717 nucleotides. RefSeq names its product 40S ribosomal protein S6. Bases 1 to 717 code for a protein of 238 amino acids. Gene Ontology annotation, molecular function: structural constituent of ribosome. The record is from RefSeq and is a predicted model, not a curated record. Lineage: Eukaryota; Fungi; Ascomycota; Sordariomycetes; Sordariales; Chaetomiaceae. Gene Ontology annotation, biological process: translation. Gene Ontology annotation, cellular component: ribosome. The transcript has 5 exons.